Messenger RNA from Perkinsus marinus ATCC 50983, 798 nucleotides. Its product is annotated as phosphatidylinositol/phosphatidylcholine transfer protein, putative. The coding region runs from base 1 to 798 and encodes 265 amino acids. The transcript is spliced from 9 exons. NCBI's taxonomy places the organism in Eukaryota, Perkinsozoa, Perkinsida, Perkinsidae. The record is from RefSeq and is a predicted model, not a curated record.
AUGACCCCUCGGAAAAAUCGGCCGUCUCUGCCGACCAGCAGUACCGACUUGCAACCCAACCCUGUAACGGAAGAGGAAAUUAUAGCUCAACUUCGUAUGGAUUUCGCAGAGGAGAUUGAAGAAAGCACUGUUCGAAACGAUGGAGAGUGCAUCUUCGAUGAUCAUUACAUAGGGCGCUUUGUAAAGGCUCGAAAAUGCGUCUAUCAGAAUGCCAAGAAAAUGUUUGGAAAUCACUUGGAGUGGCGUAAGGAAUUCGGAACGGACGAUUUGCGGCUAAACGGGUUUGACUUCCCGGAGUACGAGGAGGCUAAGCGGUUGUAUCCACAUGGCUAUCAUGGAACGGACAAACAGAAUCGACCAGUGUACAUCGAGAGGACCGGCAUGGUAGAUGCUGGGGAGCUGAUGAAGAUUACCACAUUCGAUCGGUUGCUGCGGUAUUGGGUCCAAGAAUACGAAGAGUUGAUUGAGUACAGACUGCCAGCGUGCGGUGUGGACAAGACUUGUACUAUUAUCGACCUCAAAGGGCUGGGGUUGAAACAAUUCACUCCUCAAGUAAAGAACAUGAUGCAGAAACUCGCCAAAGUAGCCAACGAUAACUAUCCAGAAGUGCUCGGAACUAUGUUCGUUGUGAACGCACCUUUUAUCUUCACAGCAAUAUGGAAGGUGGUGAGCCCGAUGGUGGAUCCAAUAACGAGGUCGAAAAUUGUCGUUCUGGGAUCUAAUUAUAAGCCGACGCUUCACAGUGUCGUCGAUCCUGAUCAGCUGCCGGACUUUUUAGGAGGUAAACAUAUUUCUUAG